This is a messenger RNA of Diprion similis, 1701 nucleotides long. RefSeq names its product geranylgeranyl transferase type-1 subunit beta (gene betaggt-I). Gene Ontology annotation, biological process: protein geranylgeranylation. Gene Ontology annotation, molecular function: CAAX-protein geranylgeranyltransferase activity. The record is from RefSeq and is a predicted model, not a curated record. The transcript is spliced from 3 exons. Gene Ontology annotation, cellular component: CAAX-protein geranylgeranyltransferase complex. The coding region runs from base 303 to 1319 and encodes 338 amino acids. NCBI's taxonomy places the organism in Eukaryota, Metazoa, Arthropoda, Insecta, Hymenoptera, Diprionidae.
UUGAGUGAGUAACACAAAUAAAAGUAGAAAUCUCUUCGCGAUGUUAUCGCGGCUUUGCGGUUACUCGAUGAACAACUAACGAUCUCCCAGCAUGUAAUAACUCAUCGAUACGUACAAUUCAGUUGGAAGGCGUGGCUCGAAACGUAGAAGAUAUCAAAAUUGUAUAUGGCCAAGUAGUGAAGAACAAGUUAAAAAACCAGCAGUACUUCAAGUGCACGAGUGACACGGCCUUAUAUCCUGAGGGGAAUCCGUCUGUUAUACACGCAUUUAAAUCAGCCGCUCAACGCACGGCUGUCAAAAACAUGACUGUAACACUGGCGAAGCACCAACAUGCCAAAUACUUCAAGAGGUUUAUUCAUCUACUGCCCAAUCAGUUAGCAGUGCACGAUUCCAUCAGGUUAACGAUGGCGUUUUUCGCCCUCUCUGGCCUUGAUGUUUUAAACUCAUUGGAUGUAUUAAGCGAGCGGAAACGGUCUGAGGCUAUCGAAUGGAUAUACCGCCUUCAAGUUCGCGGAGCUGGCCCAAGGUCUGGAUUUCAGGGAUCAACUUCUGUUCCUGCGGAUGCCACCAAAUACCAGAACGGUCAUCUUACCAUGACGUACCUUGGGCUUGCCUCCCUUUUAACUUUAGGGGAUGAUCUCAGUCGGAUAGAUAAAAAAUCUAUCAUCGAAGGUGUUCGCGCCUGCCAAAACGACGACGGUUCAUUCACAGCUACAUUAACCGGUAGUGAGAGCGACAUGAGGUUUAUCUAUUGUGCUUGCUGCAUUUCGGCGAUCCUUGAUGAUUGGUCAGGCAUUGACAAGCACAAAGCUAUUAAUUAUAUCCAAGAAAGCAUUUCCUAUGAUGGAGGAAUCGGCCAGGGUCCGGGUCUGGAGUCCCAUGGUGGAAGUACUUUUUGUGCAGUAGCAAGCCUGCUCUUGAUGGACAAUCUAACAAGUGCCUUGAGUGAAAAGCAGUUGAAUAAGUUGAGAUAUUGGUGUCUCAUGAGGCAAAUUGGUGGCUUUCACGGAAGACCCAACAAACCCGAAGACACUUGUUAUAGUUUUUGGGUGGGAGCUACACUACAAAUUUUAGGUGUCAGACAUCUUACUGAUGCCACAGAGAAUCGAGCUUAUGUACUUACAACGCAAGAUUCAGUUUUGGGCGGUUUAUCAAAGUUUGAUACUUCUGCACCAGAUCCUUUACAUACCUACCUAGGACUUUGCGGUUUAAGUCUUCUUGGAGAACCUGGCCUUCAAGCAGUGAAUGCAGCCCUAAACAUCUCCCAGAGUGCUUUUGCUCGUUUAGAAGAGAUCCAUAAAAUUUGGGCUGGAGACUGAUUUCUGUAGUGAAAAAUGGGACGAUUAGUUGAUGAAUAUUGAGUAAUCAUUAUGUUCAUAUCAAGCGCACAUGUCAAAGCACACCUGAAUCAGUGGUACUAUCUACUUUGGUACAGAAGGCAUAUAUUAAUGAUGUGAUGAUGGAGAGAAUACACGUAUCACAAAGCAUAAAAAUAUUGCGGGUUAGACUAAUUGUUAAAACUAUAUUAUUGCAAUGGCCAACUGUUGAUAUCUCCUGAAUCACAACAAAAUGCCUACGAUGCCAUUCCAUCUAUAAUUUUUAUAUUAUACAAUUAUUAGGUAUAAUGCAUAAGUAUGAUUAGACAAAGGAAUAUUGUGUAUGUACUUGUCAAUUACCAUUAUCAUUGUUACUGAGACGAUU